Molecule: messenger RNA, 3507 nt
Organism: Mercurialis annua (annual mercury)
Lineage: Eukaryota; Viridiplantae; Streptophyta; Magnoliopsida; Malpighiales; Euphorbiaceae
Product: subtilisin-like protease SBT6.1
Exons: 10
Coding region: 151-3225 (1024 amino acids)
Biological process (GO): proteolysis
Cellular component (GO): Golgi apparatus
Molecular function (GO): serine-type endopeptidase activity
Source: RefSeq, a predicted model, not a curated record
ACAUCCCAAACGACAAAGAAACAUCAUGGAAGUAUCUGACCAGAACGAAGAAAAACAAUGGAGAACUCACUUCAUUAACUAACAUCAAGAUCUUCAACAUUCAAUGCCGGUUCUUUCCCGCCAAUUGAAACCGCCUGUAUAACCACCACCAUGACCUCCAAUCACCACCUCCCUUCAACAUUUCCGGUGAAAUCAGCUCUCUUCGUAGCCAUCAUUUCCCUAGCUCUCCUCCAUUUCCUAAAUCCCUCCCCAAAACCCCUAACCCUAACUCAACCCCAAAACACAACUCACAGCACCCGGUACAUAAUCCGUUUCACGGACUACAAAGAGGCGGAGGAUCACCGUCGCUAUUUAGCGUCUAGAAUUGAAUUUGGAUGGGAAUGGAUCGAGCGGCGAAACCCUGCUAUGAAAUACCCAACUGAUUUUGGGGUUAUUACGAUCCAAGAAUCAGAGAAGACCAGAUUAAUUGGGGAAAUUGAGAGAUUAGAUAGGGUUAAGGAUGUCAAUCUGGAUUUCACUUAUAACAGGGAUUUGCUUGCCAAGAAACGACCUGGUAAGAUUUUUACUUCAAUGUCGUUUAGUGAAGAGGAGCAUGAGCAUCAUCAUACUAACUCUUCCGUCCACUGUGAACGGGAACGCCGUCUUCUUAUGCAGCAGAAGACACAAGUUACUUCAUUGUUUGGGGCAGAGGUGCUAUGGUCAAAAGGUUACAAAGGGGCUAAAGUCAAAAUGGCGAUUUUCGACACUGGAAUUCGAGCUGAUCACCCUCAUUUCCGUAAUAUUAAGGAACGUACAAACUGGACUAAUGAAGAUACUUUGAAUGACAAUCUUGGACAUGGAACUUUUGUUGCUGGUGUUAUUGCUGGUCAAGAUGCUGCUUGUCUUGGCUUUGCACCUGACACUGAGAUUUAUGCGUUUCGUGUUUUUACUGAUGCACAGGUAUCCUACACAUCGUGGUUCCUUGAUGCGUUUAACUAUGCUAUUGCUACUAAGAUGGAUGUGCUAAAUUUGAGCAUAGGUGGACCUGAUUACUUGGAUCUUCCAUUUGUUGAGAAGGUCUGGGAAAUAACAGCUAAUAAUAUCAUUAUGGUUUCGGCUAUUGGUAAUGAUGGUCCGCUUUAUGGCACUUUAAACAACCCAGCGGACCAAAGUGAUGUUAUCGGAGUUGGUGGAAUAGACUAUAACGAUCACAUGGCUCCUUUUUCAUCCCGUGGCAUGAGCACCUGGGAGAUCCCUCACGGUUACGGCCGUGUGAAGCCAGAUGUUGUUGCAUACGGACGAGAAAUAAUGGGAUCCAAGAUUAGUACUGGUUGUAAAAGUUUAUCUGGGACUAGUGUGGCAAGUCCUGUGGUUGCUGGUGUGGUAUGCCUCCUUGUCAGUGUUAUCCCUGAAAGGAAUCGUAAGAACAUUCUAAAUCCAGCAAGCAUGAAACAAGCGCUGGUUGAAGGGGCUGCUAGGCUUUCUGGUCCUAAUUUGUACGAGCAAGGUGCAGGAAGAGUAGAUCUGUUAGAAUCAUAUGAAAUCCUGAAGAAUUACCAGCCCCGGGCAAGCAUCUUCCCCAGUAUUCUUGAUUUUACAGAUUGCCCUUAUUCCUGGCCAUUUUGUCGCCAACCACUUUAUGCAGGUGCAAUGCCAGUUAUGUUUAAUGCCACGAUACUGAAUGGAAUGGGUGUUAUUGGCUAUGUUGAAAGUCCACCAACAUGGCAACCUUUGGAUGAAGAAGGAAAUCUUUUAAGCAUUUACUUCAGUUAUUCGGAAGUCAUUUGGCCUUGGACUGGUUAUCUAGCAUUGCACAUGCAAAUUAAGGAAGAAGGUGCUCAGUUUUCUGGAGAAAUUGAGGGCAAUGUAACUCUUAGGAUUCGCAGUCCUCCAGCUCCAGGAGAAAAGGUUCCUCGAACUAGCAGUUGCGUGCUUCAAUUAAAAUUAAAGGUGGUUCCCACUCCAGCAAGAUCAAAGCGGGUUUUAUGGGAUCAAUUUCAUAGCAUCAAGUAUCCUCCUGGAUAUAUUCCAAGAGACUCUUUGGACGUUCGCAAUGACAUUCUUGACUGGCAUGGGGACCACCUACAUACAAAUUUUCAUAUUAUGUUCAAUAUGUUACGAGAUGCUGGGUACUACGUUGAAACACUCGGUUCCCCUUUCACAUGUUUUGAUGCUCGCCAAUAUGGCACACUUCUGCUAGUGGAUCUUGAGGAUGAGUACUUUAAAGAAGAGAUAGAAAAAUUGAGAGAUGAUGUUAUCAGUACUGGAUUGGGGUUGGCUGUGUUUUCGGAAUGGUAUAAUGUUGAAACAAUGGUGAAAAUGAGAUUCUUUGAUGACAAUACACGAAGCUGGUGGACUCCUGUUACUGGAGGAGCAAAUAUUCCUGCACUAAAUGAUCUUUUGGCACCUUUUGGGAUCGCUUUUGGAGACAAGAUCUUGAAUGGUGAUUUUUCCAUUAAUGGAGAGCAAAGUCGAUAUGCAUCUGGAACUGACAUUGUGAGAUUUCCUAAAGGUGGGUAUGUGCACAUGUUUCCUUUCCUGGAUAGUUCCGAGAGUGGAGCUACUCAGAAUUUGCUGCUGACUUCAGGCAUGAUGAAGGCAGACUCCCCAAUCCUUGGCCUUGUAGAGGUGGGUCAAGGUCGUAUUGCUGUUUAUGGAGACUCCAAUUGCUUGGAUAGCAGCCAUAUGGUUACAAAUUGUUACUGGCUAUUGAAGAAAAUAUUAGACUUUACCAGUGGGAACAUAAGAGAUCCACUGCUCUUUUCAGAUUCUGUUAAACAAGAUGAAGCACUUUACAUAGAUGAUAAUCAAUUACCUUCUAGAAGAACUGAUGUGAAUUUCUCUUCAUAUUCUGCUGUUGUGGGAAAAGAUAUGAUAUGCUCGAGCGACUCCAGAUCAGAAGUAUGGGGAACUAAGGGGUAUAAUCUGCAUGUAAGGGGAAGGAACAGGAGACUUCCAGGCCAUUCUUUUAUAGAUUUGGGUCGAGGUUUGAAUUCCACUGUUGACAAUUCGAAUUUGAAACGUCCAAAGUUUACUACGAAAAGUAAGAGUGACUCAUCCGGGAAUACUUACUGGGGUAUGCUCUAUGGAGAUGAGCUUGAUAUCCCUGUAGUUGCUAGUCAUUGGCUUGUACCUGCAGCGGUGGCAAUUACUGGUCUUUUACUAUUGUUGAGUAUCUGGCGGAUUCGGCAAAGGGGUCGCAGAAGGAGAAGAGGUUCUGGCUCGGGUCGAUUAGCAAAUUUGUAGUCAAGACUGAUCUUCUCAUCUGGUCUGUCUCCUUUUAAUGUUAGAAAACUAAGCAAUUUUCCCAAAAUGUUACACAUAUUUGCAAAUCUUGUUGCAGGCAUCAUUAUAGAAAUUAGCUUUGUAUCUGUAGUGUUGAUAGAGUUGUACAUUCAUCUUGGCUCGGACACUUUGUAGCGCCACAAAUUUUUGAAGACAAAUUUUGAUAAGUAAAAGAAAUCAUAUAGAUCAUAUCCAUAUUAAAACAACUUGGUGGAGCCAAUUUGAUUUCUUUUGUGAAACCAA